AUGGCAAAUUAUAUAACCCAAACGGAGUUUGAUAAAGUAAUUCAUCAAGAAGCGUACUCCAAUAAAAAUGUCAAUAAUAAAAAAUACAACGAAAUUGAUGAAAAAGUCGACUCGGAAAUAGUAUUCGAGUUCGGUGGACCGUGGGGUGUUACUGCAAUAAUGCUUGGAUUUCCAACUUUGAUGUAUUACAUGUGGGGGUGUCUUUACUUCUAUCGCGGUCAAUUAGUAUCCCCAUUUAACGUUGAAUUCUGGCAGUUGGUCGCGGAAGGAGCCGCGCCUACGUGGUACUCAACAAAAAUCUACGUUUCAUUUUGCCUGUUUGAACUAUUUCUCGCUUUUAAUAUGCCCGGCCCCAUUGUCAAAGGUGCACCAGUCCCCUGUUUAAAGGGUAAACAACUUGACUACCUAUGCAAUGGCGUGACGUCUUGGUACGCCACUCUUAUUCUUUCCUAUAUAGUGCAUAAGCUUGGAUGGUUUCGUCUCCCCGAUUUAAUUGAUCAGUUUGGACAUCUCAUGACAGCUGCCAUCAUAUCAGGGUUUACUAUCACAAUUGUCAUAUACAUGCACACCAUUUUACAGGGAAAUCAGCAUCGCAUGUCUGGCAAUUUUUUUUAUGACUUAUUCAUGGGCGCUGUUUUGCAUCCACGGAUUGGGAAGGUCGACCUAAAAAUGUUUGCUGAGAUUAGAAUUCCAUGGGUUCUUUUAUUUUACAUUUCUGUGUCGGCAGCCAUCAAAGAAUACGAGCUAUUCGGAUACCUUUCUCCUUCAAUGGGAUUUAUGAUUCUUGCUCAUUUCUUGUACGUGAACGCGUGUAUGAAAGGUGAAGAAUGUAUUCCAACUACAUGGGACAUGAUUUAUGAAAAAUUUGGAUUUAUGCUGAUAUUUUGGAAUUUUGCUGGGGUGCCCUUCACGUAUUGUUAUUCAACCUUGUAUCUGCACUUUGCUAGCAUAGAUAAUGGCGCACCUCUUCAGCAUUCAUUACCGUGGACUAUCUUCUGUUACACGCUUUUACUUACAGGAUACUAUAUUUGGGACACUGCGAACUCACAAAAAAACAGAUUCAGGAUGUCAGUAAACGGCAGCCACAUCCCACGUAACACUUUCCCCCAACUUCCGUGGGGCACACUUAAAAACCCUACUUACAUAAGAACAAAACACGGUAACCUUUUACUGACCGGUGGCUGGUGGGGUAUCGCGCGAAAAGCCCACUACACAGCCGAUUUGAUGAUGGCUUUCGCGUGGGGCUUCAUCACCGGUUUUGAAACAGCGAUCACAUACUUUUAUCCGGUGUUCUUUGUCAUAGUUCUGAUCCAUCGUGUGAGGCGUGAUCUUGAACGGUGCUCGAAAAAAUAUGGCAAAGAUUGGGAAGAAUAUUGUCGGAGAGUGCCAUACAUUUUUAUUCCAGGUUUAAUUUAG
Ambispora leptoticha is the source of this 1416-nucleotide messenger RNA. The record is from the annotation of a GenBank genome assembly. NCBI's taxonomy places the organism in Eukaryota, Fungi, Glomeromycota, Glomeromycetes, Archaeosporales, Ambisporaceae.